AUGGAUGAGGAUAUAAAUUCUAUGGUUAUAGAAAUAACGUCACCUAAUAUUAUCGAUACCUACAUAACUUGUCCAGCACAAUUUAAUCGUACUCUAGGGAUUAAAUUACCAAUUCUUGUACUCAUAGUAAAAAAUUUGAAAAAAUUAUUCACAUUAGAAGUUCAGAUUAUGGAUGAUAAAAAUAUGAUAAGAAGGUUUCGAGCAUCAAACUUUCAGUUUGUAACACGCGCCAAACCCUAUAUAUGUACCAUGCCUAUGCGGUUAGAUGAAGGAUGGAACCAAAUUCAAUUCAAUUUAGCUGACUUUACGCGUCGUGCGUAUAGUACAAAUUAUGUUGAAACUUUAAGGGUACAAAUACACGCUAAUUGUAGAUUGAGAAGGAUUUAUUUUGCAGAUAGGGUUUAUGCGGAAGAAGAAUUACCUCCUGAGAUAAAAUUAUGGAAAAUGGUGGGGAAUGAUGUUAAAUGA
Molecule: messenger RNA, 468 nt
Organism: Diversispora eburnea
Lineage: Eukaryota; Fungi; Glomeromycota; Glomeromycetes; Diversisporales; Diversisporaceae
Source: the annotation of a GenBank genome assembly